Lineus longissimus is the source of this 3932-nucleotide messenger RNA. Its product is annotated as filaggrin-like. The record is from RefSeq and is a predicted model, not a curated record. The transcript is spliced from 6 exons. NCBI's taxonomy places the organism in Eukaryota, Metazoa, Nemertea, Pilidiophora, Heteronemertea, Lineidae. The coding region runs from base 823 to 3864 and encodes 1013 amino acids.
UAUUGUAAAAAGAGGAAGAAAUGCACUGCCGUUGACUGGCAUGGCGCUGAGAAGAAAUGCAAGUUGCACGAAUCGUCAUACACGAGAAUAAAGGCAACAAGGGCUUCUGCUCAUCAUCCGGAGAGUGUGGUACAGUAUGCAAAGAAGGGGUCCUGCAAGAAAGCUGGGGCCAAACACGGCAAGAGCAAGAAGGCCGGGACAAAACAUGGGAAGAGCAAGAAAGCUGGGGCGAAACACGGCAAGAGCAAGAAGGUCGGGAAAAAACAUGGGAAGAGCAAGAAAGCUGGGGCGAAACACGGCAAGAGCAAGAAGGUCGGGAAAAAACAUGGGAAGAACAAGAAAGCUGGGGCGAAACACGGCAAGAGCAAGAAGGUCGGGAAAAAACAUGGGAAGAACAAGAAAGCUGGGGCGAAACACGGCAAGAGCAAGAAGGUCGGGAAAAAACAUGGGAAGAGCAAGAAACCUGGGGCGAAACACGGCAAGAGCAAGAAGGUCGGGAAAAAACAUGGGAAGAGUAAGAAACCUGGGGCGAAACACGGCAAGAGCAAGAAGGUCGGGACAAAACAUGGGAAGAGCAAGAAACCUGGGGCGAAACACGGCAAGAGCAAGAAGGUCGGGACAAAACAUGGGAAGAGCAAGAAACCUGGGGCCAAACACGGCAAGAGCAAGAAGGUCGGGAAAAAACAUGGGAAGAGCAAGAAACCUGGGGCGAAACCUAGCAAGAGCUCGAAGGGUACUAAAGCCAAAACUAAGAAUGGUGUAAACAAGGUUGGAAUUAAGGGCAAACAUGCUGCCAAAUCAAGAGCGCAAUGCCACUUCCCGAUGGUGUGGAACUACUUGGAGAAGAUCUGUGUGAAGCCGCCUACUGGUCUGUGCAAAACUGGUGAUAGAUGGGAUGUAAACAAACGGGCCUGUGUCAAAGGGUGUAAGCCAAUGGAGGCCUGGAAUGACAAGACAAAGCGCUGUGAGCCAAAGCCGCAGGAUCUGUGUCGACCCGACGAGACAUGGGACACAAAGUCAAGAAAAUGUGUCAAGAACAAGGUAAAGAAGAAGAAGCUUGCUGGGAAGAAGCAUUCAGGGAAGAGGAAGACCGGGAAAAAGAAAAUUACCGGUAGCCUUGAGACGAAUCUUAAAUCCGGCAAAUCGAAGAAGAAAAAGUCUAAAAAAAUAGGCUCUGUUGUCAUACAUGAACAGAAGAAACUGUUGAAACACGGGGUGAUACAUAAGAAAAUGUUGACUAUGGCGAUGAAGCAGAAGCUCAAACCUUCAUUACACAAUCAAGCAAAAAGUCAUAUAGAGUUGAUAAACCACGGGUUGGCGCAUAUAAAGCAUUUACUAAGACAAAAGCUGAGACAAUACGCUUUAAGACAUAAAGGUAUUCACUCAUUAAAACAUCAAGGGAAACAUGGGUUGAAACUUGAGCAUAAACAUGCAUUGAAACAAAAAGGGAAACAUGGACAUAAACACGGUUUGAAACAUCAAGGGAAACAUGGACAUAAAGACAAGCUCGCUUUGAAACAUCACGGGAAACAUGAACAUAAACAUAAACCCGGAUCGAAACAUCAAGGGAAACAUGGACAUAAACAUAAACCCGGAUCGAAACAUCAAGGGAAACAUGGACAUAAAGACAAGCUCGCUUUGAAACAUCAAGGGAUACAUGGACAUAAACAUAAACCCGGAUCGAAACAUCAAGGGAAACAUGGACAUAAACAUAAACACUCAUCGAAACAUCAAGGGAAACAUGGACAUAAACAUAAACACGCAUCGAAACAUCAAGAGAAACAUGGACAUAAACAUAAACCCGGAUCGAAACAUCAAGGGAAACAUGGACAUAAACAUAAACCCGGAUCGAAACAUCAAGGGAAACAUGAACAUAAACAUAAACACGCACUGAAACAUCAAGGGAAACAUGGACAUAAACAUAAACCCGGAUCGAAACAUCAAGGGAUACAUGGACAUAAACAUAAACCCGGAUCGAAACAUCAAGGGAAACAUGGACAUAAACAUAAACAGGCAUCGAAACAUCAAGGGAAACAUGGACAUAAACAUAAACACGCACUGAAACAUCAAGGGAAACAUGGACAUAAACAUAAACCCGGAUCGAAACAUCAAGGGAAACAUAAACAUAAACAUAAACACGCACUGAAACAUCAAGGGAAACAUGGACAUAAACAUAAACCCGGAUCAAAACAUCAAGGAAAACAUGGACAUAAACAUAAACCCGGAUCGAAACAUCAAGGGAAACAUGGACAUAAACAUAAACACCCAUCGAAACAUCAAGGGAAACAUGGACAUAAACAUAAACCCGGAUCGAAACAUCAAGGGAAACAUGGGCAUAAACAUAAACCCGGAUCGAAACAUCAAGGGAAACAUGGACAUAAGCACAAGCACGCAUCGAAACAUCAAGGGAUACAUGGACAUAAACAUAAACCCGGAUCGAAACAUCAAGGGAAACAUGGACAUAAACAUAAACCCGGAUCGAAACAUCAAGGGAAACAUGGACAUAAACGUAAACACGGGUUGAACCAUGGAUUGAAGCAUAACCACAAACACACAUCGAAAAAGGGGAAUCAAGGAGUGAGCCACAAACAUAAAGGGAAACAUGGAUUGAAACAUAAACCACCUGUGUUAAAUCAUGAUGCAAAAGCUAAUCACCUUUUAACACACACAGUCAAACAUGAAGAUGUUUUCAAACAUAGAGCGAAACCCGGAGUAAAGCAUAAGAACAAAUUGACACAUAAGGGGACGCAUGGAGUGAAGCAUAAACCCGCUGCCGAGAAGAAGUGUCCUCCGAUGAAUACUUGGAAUGACAAGCUUGGUCGCUGUGUAAAACUGCAUUGCAUGCUGCCUAUGGUGUGGAACAGAUCAAAACAGAUCUGUGAGAUGCCAAGGUGUCCACCGAAACAGGAGUGGGAUGCGAAACUAAUGAAAUGCCUGCCAAUGACUGCACAAGCAACAAAACCCAAACCAAAGUCUUCAACCGAGAAAUCCCACCAGGCGAAACCUGUCGCUCAGAAAAUUCACAAGACUAAAAUUGCGAAAUCCAAAAUCGGACACAAUAAUGUACCCAAACCAUUAGUAUUGUUUAUUUCAUCAAAACAGAAGUCGAACCUCAAAUCAAAUAAAAAUAAGAAGUCCGCAAUUGGUACUAAGAAAAAAGAGCCGAAAGCUACCCCAUUGGAGAAGCAUGUGUCCAAAACAGCAGCCAAUGGGAACACACCAAAAAAAGCAACCAAUACGAACAUGUCCAAAACAGCAGCCAGAGCGAACAUGUCCAAAACAGCAGCCAGAGCGAACAUGUCCAAAACAGCAGCCAGAGUGAACAUGUCCAAAACAGCAGCCAAGGCGGACAUGUCCAAAACAGCCACCAAGGCGAACAUGUCCAAAACAGCCACCAAGGCGAACAUGUCCAAAACAGCAGCCAGAGCGAACAUGUCCAAAACAGCAACCAGAGCGAACAUGUCCAAAGAAGGAAUCAAGACGAACAUGUCCAAAGAAGGAAUCAAGGCGAACAUGUCCAAAGAAGGAAUCAACACGAACAUGUCCAAAGAAGGAAUCAACACGAACAUGUCCAAAACAGCAACCAAAAAGAAACGAGGAAGUGAAAACAAGAGAACAUACAAGCCGAAGUCUUAUGGAGUUCAAACGAACUCGCAUGGAAUUAAAACAACAUAUGGAAGGAAGAGAGGAGGGUCUUCGUCUGGAGAAAACGAAGAGGCUGAGACACAAUCAAGUAGCGGUGCUGAGAAGGGUCGUUCGGGAACCGAACAGAGUUCGCACAGACGGCGUUACGGAGAGAUGCCCCGCAGGAGUAGCAGUAUGCGAGGGGAACGGUACGAAGAGUCUGAGCGCCCGAAUUAUUGAGCCUUGUUUGGUUCCGUAUUUAGUGCAAAUUUCUGGCCCUGUAGUCAUUAAAACUGGUUUUCGGUGAA